AUGCAUGGAGGCGUUUCAGGAUAUCUUCUAGUAAAUGCUGAGGUUGAUUCCAUGGGAGGAGUUAUCGAUAGUGGAGGUGGUAUUGGUAUCAAAACAUCUCCGCGCCGAACAGCAAUUGAGAAGGCUCAAGCGGAGCUAAGGCAAGAGUAUGAUGUCCGUGAGGAAAGGAGGAGAGAAUUAGAGUUUCUGGAGAAAGGCGGUAAUCCCUUGGAUUUUAAGUUUGGUAUUGCAACUUCACAUAGCGUCCAGUCUACAUCACUCACAGAUCAGCAAGCAGAACAUUUUGUAAACAGUGAAGUCAAGGAUAGUUUUGCUCUGGCUGCCUCACCACAUGGAGACUCUGUGGAGAGUAGCGGUAGACCCGGAGUUCCUACAAUUUCUGAACCUAAUACAGCGGAUAAUCUUUUACUGUUUGAUUCUGAAAAUAAGUCAGCUGAAGGAGAGAGAAAUUUGAGAUAUCCUAAUAGGCAAAACAGAACUUCUGAGUCAGAACGGUCUUCCAAAGCAAACACCAAUCAGAAUACCAAAGAAACUGAAGAUUCUGCCAUUUUUCGCCCCUAUGCUCGUAGGAACAGAUCAAAGAUAAACCGGGAUCCAGCACGGUCAAGUUCCACGGAUGUAGUUCAGAAUCGUGGUGGCGUGGCAACGUCGAUCUCUAUUCGCAGAGGAUUAGUAGAUGGAAAGGGUUGCAUUCCCGAAGCAGCCAAUCAAAGGGAUAGGCAUACAACCUCUGUAUCUUGUCCAAUAUUUGAAAAUUCAAAUGGUAAUAUUGUUCCGAAAAAUGUAGCUCCCACCAAUCCGCUGAAUUCUAAGGUGGAUGGUGGACCUGUUGUACGAGACAAUAUUGCUGGAUCCAAGACUAGUCUAUUGAAAGAUGAAGCAGACAUUACACAUAGAAAAAGCUCUGCAUAUUUGCCAUUUGAAGAGACUAGUCUUGCUGGGAAGAAGGCACAACUAGUUUUGACUAGUACAGAGAUUGGCUCUCCCAAAGCCGCAACAAUAGCUGGCCAGGACAAUAAUUCUAUCCAAUUGAAUGGCCUAAGAGAUUCUACGGGAGAGAAAGAAAACUUAGCAGAUAGAGGAGCUGCAGGGACAAAAGGGUUAGAGUCAGAUUCGUCUCAUGCUAACAACUUAGAAGUAGAUGUAGGUACUGAAGGAGAUCUUUAUAGAGUGGGAAAACUUGAUUCAGAUGAAAUCCCUAUGCAGAAGGCUUCAAGCGUAGAGGGGUUGCUGAACCAAACAGCUGGUGAACGGACGAAAACUAAGAUUGAGGAUGAGACAGGUCAAUCUACCACCAUUAUUAGUGAGUGCAGUCCUGGGCGUGAAAUGCAGAUGAAUUCGGUUAAAGUUGAAGAUCAAAGCUACAGAAGUAGAGCUGAGCUUCAAAAUGAAGAGAAAAAACUUCAAGAUGGGUUGGUUGUACCUGAAAAUGACAGGAAAGUUAGUAGUGUUUUAGCUGACAAUCCUAGUAGCUCUUUGAACCCUGGAAUUCCUCAGGUAUCAGUAGACGAAAGUUCCUGCAUGGUUGGUGAUAAUGUAUUGUCAGGAACUGACGUUGAAGCAUCAAAACAUCAGCCUAGCUCAGAUGCUUGCAUAAAAGUGUUAGAUACUUUGAGGGAAGACUCUAUCCUUGAGGAGGCACGGAUAAUACAGGCAAAGAGAAAAAGAAUUGCCGAGUUAUCUUGUGGUACCGCACCAGUGGAGGUUCGUGAGAAAUCUCAAUGGGAUUUUGUCCUCGAAGAAAUGACAUGGCUGGCCAACGACUUUGCGCAGGAGCGCAUUUGGAAGAUGACUGCGGCCGCACAAAUUUGCCAUCGAGUUGCUUUGACUUGUCAGUUGAAAUUUGAGGAACGAAUUCAGCACAGAAAGCUGAAAAAUAUAGCUUCAAUCCUAUCUAAUGCUAUCUUGCAAUUCUGGAGUUCUGUGAAUGUUCCUGAGGAGACAAGCGUGGGAAUUGAUAAGGAGACUUGCCAAGAAUCUAAUCGCGAGAAUGGCAGAAAAUAUUUAGCUGUGGGUGUCAGGGAGUAUGCAAGUAGAUUUUUGAAGUAUAACAACUCUUCUAUCCCCUAUCAUUCAGCUGCACCAUCAAUGCCCAACUAUAUAUGCGACCCAGAAAUAUUGGAUGUAUCUCUGGUUGAUCAGUUUACAGAAGAAAGCCUAUUUUAUUCAGUUCCAUCUGGUGCUAUGAUGGUGUACCAAAAGUCCAUUGAGACCCACAUCGCACGCUGUGAGAAGUCUGGAAAUAGCAUGCAGGAGGAGGUUGAUACAUCAGGCUAUGAUGCUGCUGGAGAUAUAGGAUACGAUGUCACUGCCUUCGAUGAAGAUGAAGGAGAAACAAGUGCCUAUUAUCUUCCUGGAGCUUUUGAAUGUACCAAGUCAUUUAAUCUAAGCCACAAAAAAAGGAAGAAUUUGAUGAAGUCUCAUUCUGCCCGGUCAUAUGAUAUUGGAGCCGAUGUACCAUACGUCAACUACACAGGGGGGUCUAACUCAUCGAAUUUGAUGAAAAGGCCUACUAGUAAUAUCAAUGUCGGCUCAGUACCGACGAGGCGUGUCCGCACUGCUUCCAGGCAGAGGAUUGUGAGUCCUUUUGGCUGUACUACUUCUGGGAAUUUACCAGCGCCCUCAAAGACAGAUGGGUCUAGUGGAGAUACUAGUUCUUUUCAGGAUGAGCAAAGUACUUUGCAUGGUGGUAAUUUUGUUCAAAAAGGAACAGAGGUUGAAUCAAGUGGUAAUUUUGAGAAGCAGUUACCUUAUGAGAUGACUGAAACGUCAGGAAAACCUAAGAAGAAGAAGAAGACGCAUAUGGGAUCUGCGUACGAACAAACUUGGCAUCUAGAUUCCUCAAUCCAUACUGAACAGAAGGACCACUGGAAGAAGCGAGCAGAGAAUCAUUUCGAUAUGAAUGGUCUGUAUGGUCCUCAUAAUGCAAAGAAGCAAAAGACUACAAAGCAGUUGGUAGAGCAUAAUUUUGAUAGUGCUAUUCCUCUAGCUGGAUCUAUUCCUUCUCCGGCAGCUUCCCAGAUGAGCAAUAUGUCCAACCCCAACAAAUCGAUUAAGUUUAUUGGAGGUCGUGAUAGGAGCAGAAAAAUAAAAGGCCUGAAGAUUUCUCCUGGGCAGCAUGGUUCUGAAAAUCCGUGGUCGCUAUUUGAGGAUCAGGCUCUUGUUGUCCUGGUGCAUGACAUGGGCCCUAACUGGGAGCUCAUUAGUGAUGCAAUGAACAGCACUCUUAAAAUUAAGUGUAUAUAUCGUAAUCCGAGUGAAUGCAAGGAGCGGCAUAAAAUUUUGAUGGAUAAGACUGCUGGUGAUGGGGCUGAUAGUGCUGAAGACUCGGGGAAUUCUCAGUCUUAUCCAUCCACUUUGCCUGGCAUUCCAAAGGGAAGUGCGAGACAGUUGUUUCAGCGACUGCAAGGGCCAAUGGAGGAAGAUACCCUGAAGUCCCAUUUUGAGAAGAUUUGUUUGAUUGGGAAGAACUUACAUUAUAGAAAGACACAGAAUGAUGGUCGGGAUCCCAAGCAGAUAGUACCAGUUCACAAUUCACAAGUCAUGGCUCUUUCUCAAGUAUUCCCGAAUAAUCUGAAUGGAGGGGUCUUAACGCCCCUUGAUGUCUGUGAUGCGUCAACUUCAGGUCAAGAUGUAUUUUCACUUGAAAAUCCAGGUCUUCCAACGUUAAAUCAAGGCACGCCAGGGCUCCCUACUUCUGGAGCAAAUCCAUCCACUCUUGGAUCAUCUGGUGUGGGUCUCGGCAACAAUUUACCAACCACAGCUGGUCUACACAGUCCUUCAGUCAGGGAUGGUAGAUUCAACGUUCCCAAAGGGUCUUUGCCACUUGAUGAACAACACCGACUCCAACAAUAUAAUCAGAUGUCAUCCGCUAGAAACAUGCAGCAGCCUUCUUUAUCAAGUCCUGGAACAGGAUCUGGACAUCGCAUGGUUCCUGGUGGAAAUGCGAUGGGUGUUAGUGGAAUGAACAGGAGCACACCCAUGUCCAGGCCUGGUUUUCAAGGGAUGGGCUCACCAGCAAUGCCAAAUACUGGUAGCAUGGUGGGAAUUCCAAACAGUGGAACUAUUCACUCUGGAGGAGGAACUCCUCAAGGAAACUCCAUGCUCAGGCCUCCACGUGAAGCAGUGCAGCAUAUGAUGCGGAUGCAGGCUGCUCAAGGGAACAGUCAGGGGAUCCCAGCUUUCAGUGGGUUGAGUUCUGGAUUUACCAACCAGACAACUCCUGUUCAGGCGUACCCAGGGCAUCAGAUGUCACAGCAGUCACAUGUGCUUGGCAACUCGCAUCAUCCUCAUCUCCAGAGCCCAAGUCAUGCCACUGGUGCACAGCAGGACGCAUUUGCUCUACGUCAAAGGCAAAUGCAGCAGAGGUAUGUGCAGCAGCAACAGCAGCUACAGCAGCAGCAGUUUCCAGCAUCUGGUACCAUGAUGCCACAUGGACAACAACCUCAGGGGACUUCUGUAUCUUCUUCUCCACAAAACAGUCCUCAGACUCAACCACCCGUUUCCACUCAGCCAUUACCGAUGCCCCCAGUGUCGACCUCUCCUAAUAUGAAUGCUAUGGCACAACAGAACCCUCAAAAAUCUUUGUUGCCGCUUCAUAGUCUGGGUAGGAAUCCUCAGUCUGCUGCUUCUGGAGUGAAUAAUCAAGCUGGAAAACAACGGCAGCGACAACUCCAGCAGCAGUCGCAGCAGUCUGGUAGACAACACCCACACCAGAGGCAGCCAAUGCAAGGUCAACAGCAGAAUAAACAAUUUAAGGGGAUGGGUAGAGGAAUCCAUCAAAACAUCACUGUUGAUCAGUCACACCUGAAUGGUCUCGCCAUGGCCCCAGGAAAUCAGGCUACCGAAAAAGGAGAGGCAGUGGUUCCAGUUAGGCCUGAUCAGCAGCAGUCUAAUGCAGGGGCUGCCACGAGCACGCAUCUGCAGGCUAAACCAUUUGUUCCACCACAGGCUUCAAAUCAUUCACAGCAACUGCCAAAAGCAUUUCCUGGUGCUUCAUCUCCGUCCCAGCAACAACAGAUACAGCUACCUUCAGACAACAGCACCCAAGGCCAGAGCUCACCUGCGCCCCCAGGUAACAUCGUAUCCACCACUACCUCGUCAAUUACACCAGCAGUUGCACCUUCUAGCCACCAGCAUUUAUUGCUACACCAAAAGCAGCGCAAUCAAGUGCAGUCAACAGCUCAACGAGUUGUUCAUCAUAAUUAUCUAGGGAACUCUGACUUAUCGAGGAAGUUCCCAGCUGAACGUAUGCCACGUAUUGCGCAGCCUGUAAGCAAUCCCACCCACCAAACACCUAUUAUGAGUAUUACCAAGGGUGUGCCUCAAGCGAGUAAUGAUUCGAAAAAUAUAAAAGCAGUUGGUUCUACCGCUGCGCCUUCUUCAAAUGCAUUGGAACCUCCAUCUUGUGCCGCCUCUGUGCAAACCGCUGCUCCUAAAGUAGUAAACAGCUCUAAUACAGAUUCAGCUGGGAGUGAUCCAGUAACAACACCGAACCAAGGACUGGCUCAGAAACCAUUGCCUGGUGGCUUGCCUAUUCAGGGUCCAAAGGGGGUGAUACAGAGACAACAAUCUCUACCUUCAGUAGAAAAGAGACCAAAAUUGCCAGAGCAGCUGACUGUACAAAAUCAGAAACAUCUUGCUUCUGAUCAGCAGCCUCAAUUAGAAGAAGCACAAGAACUAUCAUCUCCCAAGCCUCCUGAUACAAAAGUGGAAUGAGGAACCACGACAGAUGAACCUAGAACCUCAGAGUAGCUUGUAGAUCCUGCAAGAGCUAAUGCUUGCCAUUACCGUCAUUGGUUGGUCCAGCCAAACUCUGAAGAUUGAGUUUGCAGAUUUGAUGAGAGCAAAGGAAGAAGAUAAAUGGGGAAGAAGAAGCCAGAUCAAAUUCAUGAUGGUCUAUUUUGCCUCUUGAAAACACACAGAGAGAGAAGGUAUAAUCAAUCAUCAUCAUAUGUAAAUUACCACUGCAUCAUAGAGAAAAGUCCCUAUCUUCUUUCUUCCCAUCUUUUGGGGUUUGGAAGAGUAGAAACAGUUUAUAAUGUUUUGUAUAGAAGUCUGCUCUUCCACCACCAAUUUUUUUUUCUUUCCUCAUCUUGUGCCGCAUAUAUUUAGGGCCUUAGUAGCCUUUUUUUUUGUCUGUUUGUUCCCUUCUAAUUAUCUCCUCUUGUGGGUUUAGGUUAGUUUAAUCUGAAUGUAUUAUUUGUUCUUUCUCCUUUCUUAAUGGUUAAAUUGAGAAAAACCAAAAAAAAAAGAUCACAUGCUUCCCA
This is a messenger RNA of Eutrema salsugineum, 6269 nucleotides long. RefSeq names its product chromatin modification-related protein EAF1 B. NCBI's taxonomy places the organism in Eukaryota, Viridiplantae, Streptophyta, Magnoliopsida, Brassicales, Brassicaceae. The transcript has 21 exons. Gene Ontology annotation, cellular component: NuA4 histone acetyltransferase complex. The coding region runs from base 1 to 5718 and encodes 1905 amino acids. The record is from RefSeq and is a predicted model, not a curated record.